AGGUGCAGCAUCACCGAGGGUCUGAGUGUCUGAACUCGGGUCUGUGAGCGCGUUUUAUCUGAGGUUCAGUGGGCCGUGUCGGAUCCCGAUCCUGGUCCUGUAUCUCUGUGCGAGUGGGCGGCGUCGGACGAGAUGACCCUGAAUGGCUGCGGCAGCGGAGCGGGCGGGAGCCGUGGUGGGGGCCGGGAGCGCGAGCGCCGUCGGGGCAGCACUCCCUGGGGCCCGGCGCCACCGCUGCACCGUCGAAGCAUGCCGGUGGACGAGCGCGACCUGCAGGCGGCGCUGGCCCCAGGCGCCCUGGCAGCUACCGCGGCCGCGACCGCGACCCAGGGUCCGAGGCUUUACUGGCCCGAGGGCUCCUCCGACUCGCUCAGCUCGGGAGGCAGCGGCUCAGAUGAGAGCGUUUACAAGGUGCUGCUGCUGGGAGCGCCUGGCGUGGGCAAGAGUGCUCUGGCGCGCAUCUUCGGUGGUGUAGAGGAUGGGCCUGAUGCAGAGGCCGCAGGACACACAUAUGAUCGCUCCAUCAUGGUGGACGGAGAAGAAGCAUCACUCAUGGUCUAUGACAUUUGGGAGCAGGAUGGGGGCCGCUGGCUGCCUGGCCACUGCAUGGCCAUGGGGGAUGCAUAUGUCAUCGUGUACUCAAUAACUGACAAGGGCAGCUUUGAGAAGGCCUCAGAACUUCGUCAGCUGCGGAGGGCACGGCAGUCAGACGACGUGCCCAUCAUCCUUGUGGGCAACAAAAGUGACUUGGUGCGCUCUCGUGAGGUCUCCGUGGAUGAGGGCCGGGCCUGCGCCGUGGUCUUUGACUGCAAGUUCAUAGAGACGUCAGCAGCACUGCACCACAACGUCCAGGCACUGUUUGAGGGUGUUGUGCGUCAGAUACGCCUGCGCAGAGACAGCAAAGAGGACAAUGCAAGAAGGCAAGCUGGUACCCGGCGGCGGGAGAGCCUCGGCAAGAAGGCAAAGCGCUUCCUGGGUCGCAUUGUAGCCCGCAACAGCCGCAAGAUGGCCUUCCGUGCCAAGUCCAAGUCCUGCCAUGACCUGUCAGUUCUCUAAGGCCCUGCGGGCUCCCACUGCAGUGGGCAGAUAGAUGGAUGGGACUGGCCCAGCCAACUACCCUAGGCGCCUUAGGGCUGGUACACUGAGGUGCUGCCAGCUGGGCAUGCUCCACCUCGUGGGCUUGGACAGAUAGACAGUGCUGCCCAGGGAGGCAGAUCCCAGUGGCCAGUGAGGGCUGGACCCACAGAGAUGCAUGUGCAGGCCCAUGUGCACCCCAGGCAGCAGCCUGAGCCCAGCCCUCAGGCCAGGCCUGUGCAUGGGGACGGGACUCUGCCUUUCUCCACACUGGGUGUGCAUGCCCUAGAGAGAGGCUGUUCAGUGUGGUUGCUAUUUGUUUACAUGCAGAUUUUUGUAAUAAAGACUAU
Messenger RNA from Castor canadensis (American beaver), 1424 nucleotides. It is a transcript of the gene Rrad, whose product is annotated as RRAD, Ras related glycolysis inhibitor and calcium channel regulator. Gene Ontology annotation, cellular component: plasma membrane. Gene Ontology annotation, molecular function: GTP binding; GTPase activity; calcium channel regulator activity. Lineage: Eukaryota; Metazoa; Chordata; Mammalia; Rodentia; Castoridae. The record is from RefSeq and is a predicted model, not a curated record. Gene Ontology annotation, biological process: negative regulation of high voltage-gated calcium channel activity.